Lingula anatina is the source of this 2473-nucleotide messenger RNA. Its product is annotated as puromycin-sensitive aminopeptidase. Gene Ontology annotation, cellular component: membrane; cytoplasm. Gene Ontology annotation, molecular function: zinc ion binding; metalloaminopeptidase activity; peptide binding. Lineage: Eukaryota; Metazoa; Brachiopoda; Lingulata; Lingulida; Lingulidae. The record is from RefSeq and is a predicted model, not a curated record. Gene Ontology annotation, biological process: proteolysis; peptide catabolic process.
CAUUUGACAACUGAGUGUUUGAAUGUUGCUUACCAUUAAAGCAGCAUUCGUAGCACUUCGAUCGAUAAAUCCCUGCAGGUUCAUUGUUUGUCAACAAAACACUCUCCGUCCGUCUCACAGCAGUCGGCCAUUUUUUGUAGUCAGUGUCGCUCGCCGCAGGUUUGCUUGUUCCGCUGUCCCUUUAAAAGGCGCUCGCUCAAUAGAAGAUAUGGAGAAAAAAGCGUUUGAACGUCUGCCAACGAAUGUAAAGCCAGUGAACUAUGAUUUGCGUCUACAGCCCAACCUUGAAGCUUUCACAUUCACAGGGACGGAGGACAUAAGUUUGGAGAUAUGCAAUCCAACAAAUGUUAUCAAGCUCAAUUCUGCUGAAAUCAAAGUCCAGGAAGUGAAAUAUAAUGGAAAGGAAGGAGAUGUAACUGAUGUUCAGAUUGCUUACUCAGAAGAAGAGGAAAUUUUAUCCUUAACAUUUCCUAAACAACUACAGGUUGGGCCUGGAAAACUUCAUUUCAGCUUCACUGGUAUUUUAAAUGAUAAAAUGCGAGGAUUUUAUCGCAGUAAAUAUACCCAUCCCAAUGGAGAGACAAGGCAUGGGGCAGUCACACAGUUUGAGGCAACAGAUGCCAGGCGUGCUUUUCCAUGUUGGGAUGAGCCAGCAGUGAAGGCUACAUUUGAUGUCACUCUGGUCGUCCCCAAGGACAGGGUGGCUCUCUCAAAUAUGCCAGUCGAAUCUGAGACUGCUUUGGAAUCCGAUUCCAACCUGAAGGUUUUAAAGUAUGGCCGCACACCUGUGAUGUCUACCUACCUGCUGGCGUUUGUUGUGGGAGAGUUUGACUAUGUGGAGGCCAAGGAUGCUGACAAUGUCUUGGUCCGGGUGUACACUCCUCUGGGAAAGAAGGAACAGGGACAGUUUGCCUUGGAGGUUGCCACGAAGACACUACCUUUCUACAAGGACUAUUUCAAAAUACCUUACCCACUCCCCAAGAUGGACCUUAUUGCCAUUGCAGAUUUUGCUGCAGCCAAUGAUUCAUCACUGUGGAAAGUCCCAGUGAAGAUUUGUACUGCCAGUAGCCCUAGCAUUCCUGUCAAAAUUUUGUUACUAGAGGAAAAAUCUGCCACUGUGGUCCUUGAGAAUGUGAAGCCUGAAGACUGGGUUAAGGUGAACCCAGGCUCUGUGGCAUUCUACCGUACCCAGUAUUCCACCACUAUGUUGGAGGCACUACUCCCUGGGAUCAGGAGUCAUGCACUUUCACCCAGAGACAGACUCGGAUUGCAGAAUGAUCUCUUUGCACUGGCCAUGGCUGGGACCAUCUCCGCUGUCGAUGUCUUCAAAGUCCUGCCAGCAUUUGAAACAGAAGACAACUACACAGUGUGGUCCGACCUGGCCACCAACCUGGCCAACAUGGCUGUUCCUUUGCAGUACACGGAUUUCUUCGACUCCUUCAAAGCAUUUGGAUGCAAGCUGUUUGAUAAGAUUGCACAGAAACUUGGUUGGGAUCCCAAACCAAAAGAGAGUCACUUGGAUGCCAUGUUACGUGGUCUGGUAUUGGGCAGAUUGGGUACUUAUGGUCAUGAGGCAACAGUGGCAGAGGCGAGGAAAAGAUUUCAGGCACAUGCAGAGGGCAGUACUAUACUUCCUGCUGACCUAAGAGGACCAACUUAUACUGUAGUGUUAAAGCAUGGAGAUGAUAAAGUAUUUGAACAAUUACUCAAGUUGUUUCGAGCUGCAGACUUACAUGAAGAGAAAGUGCGUAUCAUGAGAAACCUGGGAGCAGUGAAGCAAGACCAUCUUAUCAAGAGAGUGCUGGAGUUUGCAAUGUCGGAAGAAGUGCGUUCCCAGGACACAGUUUUUGUUGUAGGUGGCGCAACAGGGACAGUUGAGGGUCGCGAACUGGUCUGGACAUUCCUGAAGGACAAGUGGGAUGUCCUCUAUGAACGCUACGGACGGGGUUUCCUACUGGCAAGACUUAUCAUGUUUAGCACAGAGAAGUUUGCCUCUGAAGAAAAAGCGAAGGAGAUUGAGGCUUUCUUUAAGGAGCACCCAGCCCCGGCUGCAGAACGUACAAUACAGCAGUCUUGUGAAAACAUCCGACUGAACGCCGCAAUGCUGGAGAGGGACGCUGAAAACAUUCGAGCUUUCUUGAAAAGCCAGGCAUGAUUGACACUUAUGGUUACAUGUACAACAUAGAAAAUCAAAUUAUGUAAUCCCAAUGACGUUCAAAGAAAAUUUUGCCUGCUUCUUUUUGGUAGUGCAAGGUGAAUUAUUUUACUGAAGAAUAUUUUGCUUAUGUUCUUGAAUAAUAUAUAUCUGGCCACAGAAGUUGGUAUGCAAGUGACCCACCCGCACUCACUGUGAUCAGAGGGAAAUGAGUUGACAUAAAUACAGAUCAGAGACAUUAAUGAAUUAUAUUUAUCGCUUGAUAAUGUGGUGUUCUCUGGGAAAUACAGCGCUGAAAAAUAUAAUUAUAUACCAACA